Molecule: messenger RNA, 2191 nt
Organism: Cynara cardunculus var. scolymus (artichoke)
Lineage: Eukaryota; Viridiplantae; Streptophyta; Magnoliopsida; Asterales; Asteraceae
Product: protein RCC2 homolog
Exons: 15
Coding region: 304-1890 (528 amino acids)
Source: RefSeq, a predicted model, not a curated record
AAAAUGAAAUGACAUUGGAAAAAGUAUCAAAUCUGGUGAAUUGGGAUUGAAAGUUGAAACCCCAAUUUGCCCAAUCCCUUCUCUCACACACUCUCUCUCUUUCCUUAUAUGUUUUUAGAUUUAUUACCCUUAUUAAUAGCAAUCACACAGACCCCAUUUUUCUUCGUGGAAUACAAUCCCCUUUUCAACAAGUAGGGUUUCAGCAAAUACAAUCUUGAUUUCGGCCGGAAAGAUCCUAAACUUGGGUACUCCUUGUUUAGUGGUUUAGCAGUGGAAUCGAUUGUGUUGAUUAUUUGACCGGAGAUGUCAACGACGACGGCGGCGCCGGAGACGGAGAAGAAAGAAGAGGAGGUGAAGGGUGGGGAGUUGUUGUUCUGUGGUACGACAGCUUGGGACAGCAUUGGACGCCGUAAAGGUUUACCGGAAGCUAACCUAGUUUUGCCAACACGGCUCCGGCCUCUCGUCGGCGUUGACAUUUGCUACGUUGCAUCUGGCUGUGCAUCUUGUCAUUGUGUGGCUCUGGAUGUGGAUGGACGUUGCUAUACCUGGGGCCGGAACGAUAAGGGACAGCUUGGACAUGGGGAUCAAAUUCAACGAGAUAGGCCAACGGUCGUCUCUGCAUUGGCUUCGUACAAAAUUGUUAAAGCUGGGAGUGGGAGAGCCCAUAUGGUUGUAGUAACUGAAGAUGGCCUCUCUCUGUCUUUUGGUUGGAAUAAACAUGGGCAGCUUGGAACAGGCUCAGUCAAGAAUGAAAUUGAGCUAUAUCCAGUACGCUGUCUGGUAUCUGAAGUAAAAAAUGUUGCUUGUGGGGCUGAUUUUACUGUUUGGUUGACUUCUGUUGAAGGCGCUUCCAUACUAACUGCUGGACUUCCUCAGUAUGGUCAACUUGGACAUGGAACUGACAAUGAGUACAAUACCAAAGAUAGCUCGGUAAGGCUUGCGUAUGAGGCACAGCCCCGCCCUAAGGCUAUAGGUUCUCUUGCUGGUCAAACCAUAGUAAAAGUUGCUUGUGGAUCAAACCAUACAGUUGCUGUGGACUCGCAGGGCUACGUUUACACGUGGGGCUUUGGAGGAUACGGAAGGCUUGGGCAUAGAGAGCAAAAGGAUGAGUUUAGUCCUCGCCGUCUUGACGUGUUCACGAAGCACAAUCUUGUACCUCCUGGUGCAGUGGUUUCUGCUGGUUCUGUGAAUUGUGCUUGUACUGCUGGUGGAGGGCAGAUGUACAUGUGGGGCAAGAUAAAGAACACUGGUGAUGAUUGGAUGUACCCUAAACCUCUAAUGGAUCUCAGUGGUUGGAACAUUCGCUGCAUGGAUUCAGGCAGUAUGCAUCAUUUUGUUGGUGCUGAUAGCUCAUGCAUAAGUUGGGGGCAUGCGCAGUCUGGUGAACUUGGAUAUGGGCCUAAUCAGCAGAAAUCUUCUGCAAUCCCCAAAAAGGUGGACAUACUCGAAGGCAUGCAUGUUAUCAGUGUUGCAUGUGGUUUUGCACAUUCCUUGGUGGUGGUCGAUAGAACAAAUGUUGCUGAUCAACUUGACCAGCUUGAUAUUUAUGAUGGCAAAGCUGCGGGUGAAGGGGUUGAAGAACCUGAUACUAAACCUCCACCACCCAAGAAAACCAACAAGAAAGCUGGUGCAAAAGCACCUCAAACUUCCAACAAAAGGAAGAAAUCGAAAGAAUCUUCAGAUUCAGAAGACUCGGAACAGGAAAGCAUUGAUGAAGAUGAGGAUGAAAGUGAUGAAGAGGCUAACGGGUUUGCUGAAAAGAAGAGUCGGAGGGGUGGGAAGGCUGCUGGCAGAGGUCGAGGCAGGGGUCGCCCUCCGGCAGCGGCAAAGGAAGGAGGAGCGGUGGCGGCACCGGCAAAGAGGGGAAGAGGAAGACCAAAGAAGGCAUGAGUGUUCCAAUUUUGGCAUGUCUGUACUUUACUAUGAUCAUUUCACUAACUACUUUGUAUUCUGAUCCAUGGUGCAUUUGGAAGAAAGGAUGGCUUAAUGGGUAGAGGAUGAUGGGUGGAACUUCUUUAACUUCAUUUCAUUGUGAAUUUGUGUAUUUUCAAUUUGGAUGGUUUUUCAUUAAUGCAAUUUUUUUGCAUUGUUGGACUGUGGACCCUCUUCUUUCCUUCAAGUUGUAAGCUACUCUUUGGUUGUAGAAUUUGUUUCAUUGCAAUCUCAUGUUUGGUUUGAAAGGUUUUUUAAA